Protopolystoma xenopodis is the source of this 207-nucleotide messenger RNA. The record is from the annotation of a GenBank genome assembly. NCBI's taxonomy places the organism in Eukaryota, Metazoa, Platyhelminthes, Monogenea, Polystomatidea, Polystomatidae.
UUGGAUGUCUAUGUACUGAAUCUUGCUAUAACAGAUUUUACGCAUAUGGAUGCCUCGGUUAGUUGCCAAAGCCUGGCUAAUCGGCCUGGCGCAUCUGGUGGCGGCGGCAAGAUUGAUGCAAUCCCCGGAAUACUCGAUUGGAGGUCAGCGUUUGAGACGAACCUAUCUCAAAGAAUUGUACAAACGUCAACUUCCCCACCGAACUAG